Messenger RNA from Capsicum annuum, 2091 nucleotides. RefSeq names its product polyubiquitin. Gene Ontology annotation, molecular function: ubiquitin protein ligase binding; protein tag activity. Lineage: Eukaryota; Viridiplantae; Streptophyta; Magnoliopsida; Solanales; Solanaceae. Gene Ontology annotation, biological process: modification-dependent protein catabolic process; protein ubiquitination. The record is from RefSeq and is a predicted model, not a curated record. Gene Ontology annotation, cellular component: nucleus; cytoplasm. The transcript is spliced from 2 exons. The coding region runs from base 426 to 1802 and encodes 458 amino acids.
GACCUUCUAAUUAUGGACUUAAAUUUCCUACUUCAAAAUUUUUCCUUAUCAAUAAAAGGUCCCGAUCCAGACCAAAAUUUCAAUUAAAAAAAAAAAAUUAUUUUUGCAUGCCAUCAAUUUAUUUUUAUUACAAAAAAGAAAAAGAAAAAAUAGAAAAUAGAAAAUAGGUGAAGCAUCUAGUCCCCUCUAAUGAAUUGCGUGACCGUGUCUUCUACGAUAUCCUCUAAAAUUGCGUAAGCGCCGAGUCAUAGGCUCAUACGUUUUCUCCGUGACGGCAAAGCGGUUGUUAUAACUUAUAAAUACAGAGCUCCCCGUUUAAACCGAGAACUCCACAAAAUCGUCAUUCUUCUCUCGUGCAACUUCUCUCAAGAAAAGCAUAACCUCCUCACCUUCCGUUCUCUUGAUUAUCUCCUCCCUCUCUCAAGAUGCAGAUCUUUGUUAAGACCCUCACCGGAAAGACCAUCACCCUUGAGGUCGAGAGUUCUGACACCAUUGACAACGUUAAAGCAAAAAUUCAAGAUAAGGAGGGCAUCCCCCCUGAUCAGCAGAGGCUGAUCUUUGCUGGAAAACAGCUUGAAGAUGGACGAACUCUUGCUGACUACAACAUCCAAAAGGAGUCUACCCUCCAUCUUGUCCUCCGUCUCCGUGGUGGAAUGCAAAUAUUCGUUAAAACUCUGACCGGAAAGACUAUAACUCUUGAGGUCGAGAGCUCAGACACCAUUGAUAAUGUCAAAGCUAAAAUUCAAGACAAGGAGGGCAUUUCACCUGAUCAGCAGAGGCUGAUCUUUGCUGGAAAACAGCUUGAAGAUGGUAGAACACUUGCUGACUACAACAUCCAAAAGGAGUCAACCCUUCACCUUGUCCUCCGCCUUCGUGGUGGUAUGCAGAUCUUUGUCAAAACACUUACAGGCAAGACCAUUACCCUUGAAGUUGAAAGUUCAGAUACAAUUGACAACGUGAAGGCAAAAAUUCAGGAUAAGGAAGGGAUUCCUCCAGACCAGCAGCGACUGAUCUUCGCUGGCAAGCAACUUGAGGAUGGAAGGACCCUGGCAGACUACAACAUUCAGAAAGAGUCAACCCUGCAUCUUGUUCUUCGUCUGAGAGGUGGCAUGCAAAUAUUUGUCAAGACAUUGACCGGGAAGACAAUCACUCUGGAGGUUGAGAGUUCAGAUACCAUCGAUAAUGUUAAAGCAAAGAUCCAAGACAAGGAAGGUAUUCCUCCAGACCAGCAGAGAUUAAUCUUUGCUGGAAAGCAACUUGAGGAUGGAAGGACCUUGGCGGAUUACAACAUUCAGAAAGAAUCAACCCUGCACCUUGUUCUUCGUCUUAGAGGUGGAAUGCAAAUUUUUGUUAAGACUUUGACUGGGAAGACGAUUACCUUGGAGGUUGAGAGUUCAGAUACCAUUGACAAUGUCAAAGCAAAGAUCCAAGACAAAGAGGGGAUUCCCCCAGAUCAGCAGCGUUUGAUUUUUGCUGGUAAACAACUUGAGGAUGGCAGAACUCUUGCAGACUAUAACAUCCAGAAGGAGUCAACUCUCCAUUUGGUGUUGCGUUUGAGGGGGGGAAUGCAGAUCUUCGUGAAGACUCUAACUGGGAAGACAAUCACGUUGGAGGUGGAAAGUUCAGAUACUAUCGACAAUGUGAAAACAAAGAUACAGGAUAAGGAGGGGAUUCCACCAGAUCAACAGAGGCUCAUAUUUGCUGGUAAGCAGCUUGAGGAUGGCCGCACCCUUGCGGACUAUAAUAUCCAGAAAGAGUCUACUCUUCAUCUUGUUCUCAGGCUACGUGGUGGAAACUUCUGAAUUUCAUGUGUGCUAAUGCUGCUUUUAUGACGACUCUGUCGAUGUUGCUUUGUUUCAAAACUUAUAGUGUUUUUGUUUGGGUUUUAUCUUUCUGUUAAAGGCAUCGUAAUGCAUUACGUUAUACUAUGUUGAUUUUGCUGCAAAUUAAAUUAUAUAAGCACAUAUUAGUGCUGUAAUAGGUAUCUAAAUGUGUUGGUGCUUCCCAAUACAUGGUGAUGUUGAGAAUUUCACGGAGGCUCCAUCUUGAAUGUAGAAGAUCUAAAAAAAUAUAAUUAAAUCUUGAAUCGUA